GAGCGGAUGGACCCCAAGACGUUCUUUGCAAACGAGCGCACCUUCGCGCAGUGGCAGGCCGCGGGCAUGCUCCUCCUCACCGUCGGCAUCGCUGUCACCAAGCUCGAGGAUUCAUUCGACACCGACCAGCUCGGCGGCAUGACCGUCAUCGGCUGCUCGCUUGUGAUUAUGCUGUACGGCCUCGUCUCUUUCCUGCACCGGCUCAAAAAGAUUAAGCGCAAGGACCCGACCGGGUAUGACGACCCGCUCGGCCCCGUCGCGCUCAUCUUCGUCCUCUUCGCCGCAGUU
Messenger RNA from Emiliania huxleyi CCMP1516, 288 nucleotides. RefSeq lists its product as hypothetical. Lineage: Eukaryota; Haptophyta; Isochrysidales; Noelaerhabdaceae. The record is from RefSeq and is a predicted model, not a curated record. The transcript has a single exon. The annotation marks the transcript as partial.